AUGUCGUCGACUUCUGGAUUUUAUCCGGAGCCGCUCUCCGCAACGACAAAGUCGUCUUCCUCCCAGUCACCUCCCGACGCAAAUGCCGGCUCUUCCUCGAAGCACCGAAAGACACGGCGGGAAAAGCCUCGUAUCGAGCUGGCAUCCGAUCAACCACUUACAACCCAAGGAAAGCUCAGAUCGAGGGUUUAUGUGGCUUGUAUGCAGUGGCGAAUAAACGACGAUUACGACGAGAGUUCAGAAGAUGUGAUUAACAUUACUUCUGAGCCAUCCCUCGACUUCACGCGUAAAACCUGGUGGGAUUCACUCCUUGUUAUCUAUGCGUCGUCUUCGCCCGUCCAUGUACCUGCUUUAACACUAUCAGAACGCAAUCAGGCCUCAAAUUUAAUAACACGCGACUUACGAUUUUUGUUUCGUUCUUCUAACUACUGGUUUUCUUUUUUUAAUGUCCCCCGCUUCUUCUCCACGUAUUUCGAACCAGAGAAACGAGAUCAGAUGCAACCGAGCUUGGUAAUAGCCGCGCUUGCAAUUGCAACUUUUUUCCAGAGCUCAGAGGCCGGAUUAGGAGAAGAGGGGCGAAAGAAGGCGUUGAGGUUAAGGGAUAUUGCUCAAGGCUCAUUAGAGGCCAGCUUAAAUGGUAGAUGGAUUGACGAGACAUUAGCCCAAGCUGCAUGGUUGCUCGCGAUGUUUGAAGUUUGCGCUCAUCCACUCCACUCCACUGAGCGGUCUGCAUCUUCUAUGGUUAUGCUCGACACAAUUAUCCGCAGCCUUUCCUUGACAUUCCUUGAUGCGAAUGACCCUCAUGCCUCUAAGUUUGCCCCUCGUACUGUUCCUACAGUACCCGUCGCUCAUUCUAAUACUUCGUGGUCACCUUCCGAUGUUCCACCUGCUUAUCCCAUUCCCCGCACAUAUUAUCCUUCCUCCGGGGUUAAUUACAAUUAUAGUUCAACUCAAGUCUCUACAAGCUCCACCAAAGUAGACAAGGGAUGCUCUUGCGCAUCACUCUCGCUUGGUCAACGAUGGUCGGGUGCAAGCGAACAUACGCCACUGUGGUUAUCUACCCCAGCGUGGGACGAAAACUGGACAGACGGUGAAAUUAGAAAGGAAUCAUGUCGAAGGUUGUGCUGGAGCGCAUUGAUGCUCACUGCUGGACAUAGUUCCUACACCAACUCUUGUAACCGAUUGGGUCCUGAAUUGUUCCUGGUCGAGCCAGCCAAUUACGUGCUUUUAUUUCCAGGCGAAGCUCUCACUCGCUCACAAGCCUUGACAUCCAACCAAUCUCCUAAAGAUACAGUGUGGGCACUUUAUUACAGAACGAUGCUAUUGUGGCAUAGUUGUUUGGGUAUACGCCUCGACCCGAACGCUACGGAAGAGGAAAAGGCCCGGUUCGGUGUCAAUGCUUGGUUGGAAGCAGAUGCCCUUGAUAAAGCCCUGGAUAGUCACACGUGUGGACUAGAGCGAGCAUUUUUAUUCCAGGGCCGAGAAUAUCUUUUCAAUGUACGGAUGUGUAUUUCUUAUGAGUUUCAGCGAUAUAUUCCACUUGCCACUGCCAACGCUAAUGGCUUAUUUCACCGCACUAAAGCAGAGGAAUGGCUGUCCCACCAGGCUAAUGUCGCGCAACGUGUCGUACAUGCUAUGCAUACAGUGACCGGCCAGGCCUCCAAUACGGUCGUUCAUCGACCAUUCUUCGCAUUCUGGUUUAUGAGCCAGAUUAGCAGAGCUCUAUCCCUUUGGGAGUGCGAUAACUCUCUUACUAUUGCCCUCGAAGUGUGUAUGGCGUUCCUUAAACCCAUUGAUUAUCUUAGCACCUUGUGGCCCUGUGAAGAACAACGUUCACGGUGUCGAAAGCUGCGCGAGCAACUAACCCGCGCUUGCUCUAUUGCUGGUCGGCCACCACCACCUCCCCCGCCUUCUUUCGAAUAUUCGCCCACUUCCGUGCCUUAG
This is a messenger RNA of Serpula lacrymans var. lacrymans S7.9, 1944 nucleotides long. RefSeq lists its product as uncharacterized. Lineage: Eukaryota; Fungi; Basidiomycota; Agaricomycetes; Boletales; Serpulaceae. The transcript has 9 exons. The record is from RefSeq and is a predicted model, not a curated record. Bases 1 to 1944 code for a protein of 647 amino acids.